This is a messenger RNA of Thlaspi arvense, 225 nucleotides long. The record is from the annotation of a GenBank genome assembly. Lineage: Eukaryota; Viridiplantae; Streptophyta; Magnoliopsida; Brassicales; Brassicaceae.
UUUGUUGGAGCAGGUCAAGUUUAUACUCUUAAUCAUGUAGAGAGGAAUCAAGGACAUCAACAUAUAUUGAUCAAUUGUCGAGUACUUGAUCAUUUACGAGAGAAGUAUAAAAACGAGUUGUGGAUGAAACCAUCUCAUCAGAGCAAGAGGAAUCGUGCUAUCGACAUUGGCCGUGAAAUGCAUCUUAAUUUUGCAAAAUGGAUCAAACAGCAAGUAGAGAAGAAU